UUUAUUGCUCCUGCUCCACUUUACUUGCGCAUUCGGCUUCUUCUAACUUUUUCAGAUCAGAAGCUUCGGGACUUUUUCACGGCGGCGAUUCAAGUCGGAGAAGAUGAAGAUCUUCGUGAAGACUCUCAAGGGGACUCACUUCGAAGUCGAAGUCAAGCCUCAGGACUCGGUUGCUGAUGUGAAGAAGUCGAUAGAAACUUCUCAAGGUUUGGAUGUAUAUCCUGCUACACAACAGAUGCUAAUCCAUCAAGGAAAAGUACUUAAGGAUGGGACGACAUUGGAAGAAAACAAAGUUGUGGAGAAUAGCUUUGUUGUGAUAAUGUUGACGAAGAGUAAGAGCUCAUCCAGUGAGGGCUCAAGUGCGUCAACUGCAACUACGACUAAUGCACCACAGCCCAGUACACCUUCAGCUGCUCCAACUGCAACAUCCGCGACACCUCAGGCUCCUGUCUCAACAUCAGCACCGCCGGCAUCUGUUACCACGCCAGCUCCUGUCUCUUCGGCCACAACAGAUUUAGAUUCCUAUGGCCAAGCAGCAUCUGAUCUAGUAGCUGGAAACAACUUGGAGGGAACAAUUCAGCAAAUUCUGGAUAUGGGUGGAGGAACCUGGGACAGGGAUACUGUUGUACGUGCUCUUCGUGCUGCGUUCAACAACCCAGCUAGAGCAAUUGAUUACUUAUAUUCAGGUAUCCCUGAGCAACCUGAAGCUCCUGUAGCUCGUAUCCCUGUGAGUGGCGAUGCUGCAAACCUUCCAGCACAACCUCCUCAAUCAGCACAGCCAGCAUCCACUCCUUCAACAGGACCUAAUGCCAAUCCUUUAGACCUCUUUCCACAGGGCCUUCCGAACCUAGGUGCUGGAGCUGGUGCGGGGGCGGGUGCGGGUGCGGGUAAUCUUGAUUUUCUGCGUGACAGCCCACAGUUCCAAGCCUUGCGAGCUAUGGUGCAAGCUAAUCCACAAAUAUUGCAGCCUAUGCUUCAAGAGUUGGGAAAACAAAAUCCUCAGCUUGUAAGGUUAAUUCAACAACAUCAGGCUGACUUCCUUCGCCUAAUUAAUGAACCUGUCGAAGGAGGAGAAGGGGAUGUGUUGGGACAACUGGAUGCAGCAAUGCCACAGGCAAUAACUGUCACUCCCGAGGAGCGUGAAGCCAUAGAACGUCUUGAAGCAAUGGGCUUUGAUAGAGCACUUGUAUUGGAGGUGUUCGUUGCCUGCAACAGGAAUGAAGAAUUGGCUGCAAACUAUCUCUUAGAUCACAUGCACGAGUUUGAGGAUUGAUCAAAGGUAGAUCAGUGGUUCAACCCCCUCCAUCAGAAAAGGAGGAUAGGAAAAAUCUAAGUACCCCUUCUUCUCGUGGCUUCCUUCAUUUUCUAAUUUUAUUGCAUCUUCUCACAUUUAGCUGUUUUUGAAGUUUGGAGCUUCGGUGAUAUGGAUUGUCAAUAGAAUUGUUUAUUGUCUAUAAUGAACAAUAGUCUUCAUACUCA
Messenger RNA from Rosa rugosa (rugosa rose), 1479 nucleotides. Its product is annotated as ubiquitin receptor RAD23d-like. Gene Ontology annotation, molecular function: damaged DNA binding; proteasome binding; ubiquitin binding. The coding region runs from base 104 to 1273 and encodes 389 amino acids. The record is from RefSeq and is a predicted model, not a curated record. NCBI's taxonomy places the organism in Eukaryota, Viridiplantae, Streptophyta, Magnoliopsida, Rosales, Rosaceae. The transcript has 11 exons. Gene Ontology annotation, cellular component: nucleoplasm; cytosol. Gene Ontology annotation, biological process: nucleotide-excision repair; proteasome-mediated ubiquitin-dependent protein catabolic process.